Anisakis simplex (herring worm) is the source of this 270-nucleotide messenger RNA. Lineage: Eukaryota; Metazoa; Nematoda; Chromadorea; Rhabditida; Anisakidae. The record is from the annotation of a GenBank genome assembly.
AUGAGGCCUGGAACAGUGCCUAAAAUAGUUUACUUGCUAUCCGAUGGUCGUACACAUGACUAUCCGAAAGAUGUGGAAAUGUCCGAGCUGAUGCGAAGUCAAAUACCCAAUCUCGACAUUUGGGCCUAUGGUACAGGCGAGUAUGUUGCAAUGAAUGAACUGAUCAAUAUCACAAGGGAUCCAAGUAAAAUAGUCACCAAUCAAAAUUUGGACGAUUUGGAACCAAUGUUCGAUCAAUGGCGUGGCACAGAAGUGUGUGACAGACAACCG